AUGGGAAAGCUUGUGUGGAAAUCCACACCACCACCACUUCUUUUCACCAUCAACCUUCCAAGAAGACCUUCAUCUUCCGUGUUGAUUCUCAAUCCAAGCCCUCCAUUUUCCCACACCGUUUUCCAUGGCUUCUCUGCGGUCCUCACGGACGACCAGGUUGCAUCCAUAAGCCAACACCCCUCGGUUCUCGCUGUAUUCGAGGAUCGCCGCCGCCAACUCCACACCACUCGCUCCCCCCAGUUCCUUGGCCUCCGCAACCAGCGUGGCCUCUGGUCAGAGUCCGAUUAUGGCUCCGACGUCAUCAUCGGAGUAUUUGAUACCGGUGUAUGGCCGGAGCGACGGAGCUUCUCCGACUUGAACCUUGGUCCCAUCCCUAGCCGAUGGAAAGGUGUCUGUGAAAGGGGAGCGAGAUUCUCGCCCAGAAGCUGCAACAAGAAGCUCAUCGGAGCAAGGUACUUCUCCAAAGGACACGAAGCUGGUGCUAGUUCUGGUCCGUUGAAUCCAAUCAACGAAACAAUCGAAUUCCGUUCACCUCGCGACGCUGAUGGCCACGGAACUCACACAGCUUCCACCGCCGCUGGUAGAUACGCUUUCCAGGCUAACAUGUCCGGUUACGCUUCAGGAAUCGCGAAAGGCGUGGCUCCGAAAGCGCGAUUGGCGGUUUACAAGGUUUGCUGGAAAAAUGCUGGUUGCUUUGAUUCUGAUAUCCUUGCCGCCUUCGAUGCCGCCGUCAACGAUGGCGUUGAUGUGAUUUCUAUUUCCAUCGGCGGCGGUGACGGUAUUGCCUCCCCUUACUACCUUGAUCCAAUUGCAAUUGGUUCAUACGGCGCCGUUUCCAGGGGAGUUUUUGUGUCCUCAUCCGCCGGUAACGACGGACCUAGUGGAAUGUCAGUGACGAACCUUGCUCCGUGGCUGACGACAGUGGGAGCUGGCACAAUCGAUCGCGAUUUCCCCUCCGAGGUGAUUCUCGGAAACGGAAAGACACUGUCCGGAGUAUCGCUAUAUGCCGGAGCUCCACUGAGGGGGAAAAUGUACCAAUUAGUGUACCCUGGGAAAUCUGGUGUUCUAUCUGAUUCACUCUGCAUGGAGAAUUCACUGGAUCCGAGACUAGUGAGAGGCAAAAUCGUGGUUUGCGAUCGGGGAAGUAGCCCUAGGGUUGCCAAGGGUUUGGUGGUGAAGAAAGCCGGUGGAGUUGGAAUGAUCCUGGCAAACGGAAUCUCCAACGGUGAGGGCCUCGUCGGCGACGCUCACCUAAUUCCGACGUGCGCCGUGGGCGCAGAUGAAGGCGACAUAAUCAAAUCCUACAUCUCAUCUACCGCAAAUCCUACUGCAACUCUCGAAUUCAAAGGAACGAUCCUCGGAAUCAAACCGGCACCGGUUCUGGCAUCGUUCUCUGCAAGAGGACCUAACGGCUUGAACCCUGAGAUUCUCAAACCAGAUUUGAUUGCUCCUGGUGUCAACAUCCUCGCGGCUUGGACCGAUGCUGUUGGACCUACAGGUCUCGAUUCAGAUUCGAGGAGAACCGAAUUCAAAAUACUUUCUGGAACUUCAAUGGCUGCUCCUCACGUGAGUGGCGCCGCCGCGUUGCUGAAAUCAGCGCAUCCUGAUUGGAGUCCCGCCGCUAUAAGAUCCGCCAUGAUGACCACCGCCACCAUACUUGACAACAGAAACCAGCCUAUGAUCGAUGAAGCCACCGGAAACGCUUCCACGCCCUACGAUUUCGGUGCUGGACAUUUGAAUUUAGGUCUUGCAAUGGAUCCUGGCUUGGUUUACGAUAUCACCAACAAUGAUUAUGUUGAUUUCCUAUGUGCGAUUGGUUAUGGUCCAAAGGUGAUUCAAGUGAUUACUCGAUCACCGGCGAAUUGCCCGGCGAGGAAGCCAUUACCGGAAAAUCUAAACUAUCCUUCGCUCGUGGCAAUGUUCCCGGCGUCUUCGAGGGGAUCGUCGACGAAGAUGUUUAUUAGGACUGUGACGAACGUUGGACCUGCUAACUCGGUUUACAUCGUAAGGGUGCAGGCGCCGGCGACGGGUGUGACGGUGUCGGUGAGGCCAUCGCGGUUGGUGUUCACUGAAUCAGUGAAGAAGCGGAGCUAUGUGGUGACGGUGACGGGGGAUACUCGAAAUCUGAAAAUGGGUCCUUCCGGGGCGUUAUUCGGGUCGCUUUCGUGGACGGAUGGAAAGCACGUGGUUCGGAGCCCCAUCGUCCUUACUCAAAUAGAACCGUUAUAAAGCGCUUUCGGUCAUUGUCGCUUUGAUCGAUGCUCACUCGGGAGUGUCACUUCCGUAACUUGUUCUUGUUCCUGUUCCCACCAAUAGACACAAUAGAGAUUCCUCUUAUUUCUUAAGCUUUUUUUUCUUUUUUAUUAUUAUUUUAAUUAGGUAUGUGUGUAACCCCUUUGUUAAAACGAUUACAACUACGGAGGAGGUGUAGUUCUGUUGUUUCACUCCUUUUUUAUUUUUUUUGAUAAGAUAAUGUUUCGGGUUUGCUAUAGCUCUAUAAUGUAUUUGUAGGCAUGUAGAUGUCUAUUUAUACCGGAAAAAAAAAGAAAAUUGUGGCAUGAAUUUUAAUUGUGUCUCAAUAGAGCACGAGUCAUCUUGCUUCUGCUGUU
Messenger RNA from Arachis duranensis, 2609 nucleotides. RefSeq names its product subtilisin-like protease SBT1.6. The coding region runs from base 1 to 2229 and encodes 742 amino acids. The record is from RefSeq and is a predicted model, not a curated record. The transcript has 2 exons. Gene Ontology annotation, biological process: proteolysis. NCBI's taxonomy places the organism in Eukaryota, Viridiplantae, Streptophyta, Magnoliopsida, Fabales, Fabaceae. Gene Ontology annotation, molecular function: serine-type endopeptidase activity.